AUGUGGUCGACAAGGCGGCUGUGGAAGUGGAAUUUGGAUAGGGUGAUGAGCAGCGUCGACUCGUGUGCGGUAGGGAUGGGGCUUCCUAGCUUCCGGCUCGAUAAGGUCGAGCGAGGAAUCUGCGGUCUGUUGAACGACUUCACUCGGGAGUAUAACGAGCGUAACAAGCUGAAGGAGCCGCUGACGUUGAGAAUCUCCGGCGGAUGGGUCCGCGACAAGAUCCUGGGGCGCGAGUCGCACGACUUGGACAUCUCGAUCAACGUUAUGUCUGGGGAGCAGUUUGCGACCCAACUGAGCCGGUUCCUGACCGAGAACUUCGACAAGUACGGUGUUAAGCCGCACUCAGUGCACAAGAUCGGCAUAAACCCUGCCAAGUCCAAGCACUUGGAGACCGCCACGACGAAGCUGUUUGGCGUGGAGGUGGACUUUGUUAAUCUGAGAUCGGAGGAGUAUUCGGAUCACUCCCGCAUACCGGUGACGAAAUUUGGCACCGCCAGGGAGGAUGCCCUUAGACGUGAUGCUACGCUGAACGCUCUGUUUUACAAUAUCCAACUGAAUCGGGUCGAGGACUUCACCGGGACGGGACUGCAGGACUUGAAAAACGGCAUACUAAGAACUCCGCUGCCGCCAAGGCAGACGUUUCUUGAUGAUCCGCUGCGGGUGCUGAGACUGAUUAGGUUUGCGUCGAGGUAUAAUUUCCGCAUCGAGGACAGCGUCCUGAAGGAGAUGCAGGACCCGGAGAUCAAUGCGGCUUUCAGUACCAAGGUUUCUAACGAAAGGAUCGGCACUGAGGUGGAGAAAAUUUUGGAGGGCCCCAACCCUUUGCUGGGCUUGGCUUUGAUCCAAAAGACUCAUAUAGAGAAUGUUGUUUUCUCGUGGCACCAUGACGUGGAUCUCAUCAAUUUCAACAAACAGCAUUGUAAAGAUCUGCCAGUCAUUGACAGGCUCUAUGACGAUGGCGUGUUGAAUGCUCAUCUAUGCAAGGUAGUCGAAAACUUUGAGUCGUUUGUCAGCGAUUUGGGUACUUUAUCUUCUUUGAUGGCGGGAUCUGCGGAAUGGAAGCGAUCUUUCAUCUUAUCUGCAUGUCUGAUGCCAAUGGAGGGCCUAAAGAUAAUCUGGACUACGAGGAAAACGAUGAACAAUACUAUGCCCGCUGUGGAGAGCAUUCUAAAAGAUGGACUCAAGAUUGGUAAAAACGGAGCGGCCCAGGUCUCAAGAGUUGUCGAUUCGCUGACUUCCUACGAGCAAAUGAUCAAGAAGUUUUCUGAAGACAGGGCUCAGUUGUCAAGGUCAGAUAUUGGAAUCUUUCUGAGAAGUCUUAAAGGUGACUGGCAAAUUACUCAUUUUGUCUCACUGUUCAAGCAAUACCCUGGGUGUGAGAAACGACAAUUAGUUCAGGUCAUGGAGCAAUACGCAUCCUUUUACGAUUAUGUCUACGCCGAACAGUUGGAAAAUUGCCAUGAUAUGAAACCUUUGAUCAAUGGUAAAGAAAUGGUGAGCCUAUUGAAGAUGAAGGGUGGCCCAUGGUUAGGCAAAAUUAAUGAUAGAGCCAUAAUGUGGCAGUUGGACCACCCCUCGGGAACUUCUGAAGAGUUGUUAGAUUACGUAAAGUCCAUUUUGCCAGAAUAUACAUGA
This is a messenger RNA of Torulaspora globosa, 1635 nucleotides long. RefSeq names its product tRNA adenylyltransferase (gene CCA1). The record is from RefSeq and is a predicted model, not a curated record. The transcript has a single exon. Gene Ontology annotation, biological process: tRNA 3'-terminal CCA addition. Lineage: Eukaryota; Fungi; Ascomycota; Saccharomycetes; Saccharomycetales; Saccharomycetaceae. Gene Ontology annotation, molecular function: ATP:3'-cytidine-cytidine-tRNA adenylyltransferase activity; RNA binding. Bases 1 to 1635 code for a protein of 544 amino acids.